This is a messenger RNA of Thamnophis elegans (Western terrestrial garter snake), 5321 nucleotides long. It is a transcript of the gene KCNJ2, whose product is annotated as potassium inwardly rectifying channel subfamily J member 2. The record is from RefSeq and is a predicted model, not a curated record. Gene Ontology annotation, biological process: potassium ion import across plasma membrane; regulation of monoatomic ion transmembrane transport. Lineage: Eukaryota; Metazoa; Chordata; Lepidosauria; Squamata; Natricidae. The transcript has 2 exons. The coding region runs from base 285 to 1562 and encodes 425 amino acids. Gene Ontology annotation, molecular function: inward rectifier potassium channel activity. Gene Ontology annotation, cellular component: plasma membrane.
AGCGGACCUUCGGCAUGCUUGUCUGGAUCUUACGCUCUUGUUCAUUAUAGUCAUUCAUUGGGUAGCUUAAAACUCACCCGCAGGUCAUGUCUCUUCCUGGUUAGGGUUGUGAAUAUCAGAAGGUUCUUCUUGGCACAGUCAAGUUUGACGGAGGCACCAGCUUCUCCCUCAUUUUUUUCAUCUGAGUGUGUUCACAAGAACAUUCAAAACUGUUUCUCCAAAGAGUUCUGCAGAAACUCAGACUGUUUUCUAAAGCAGAAGCACCAGAGUCCACGUCGGAAGCGAUGGGCAGCGUGCGAACCAACCGCUACAGCAUCGUUUCCUCGGAAGAGGAUGGUAUGAAGCUGGCAACUAUGGCAGUGGCCAAUGGUUUUGGGAAUGGGAAGAGCAAAGUACACACCAGGCAACAAUGCAGAAGCCGGUUUGUCAAGAAGGAUGGCCAUUGCAACGUCCAGUUCAUUAACGUGGGUGAAAAAGGUCAGCGAUACCUAGCAGACAUCUUUACCACCUGCGUUGACAUCCGCUGGAGAUGGAUGUUGCUUAUCUUUUGUCUGGCUUUCAUCCUCUCCUGGCUCUUCUUUGGUUGUAUAUUUUGGUUGAUUGCCUUAUUGCAUGGGGACCUAGAGGAAAAGGGCAAACCUUGUGUGACCGAGGUGCGCAGCUUUACCGCAGCCUUUCUCUUCUCCAUUGAAACGCAGACCACUAUCGGCUAUGGCUUCAGGUGUGUCACAGAUGAGUGCCCUAUUGCAGUCUUCAUGGUGGUUUUCCAAUCAAUAGUUGGCUGCAUCAUUGAUGCCUUCAUCAUUGGCGCUGUCAUGGCUAAGAUGGCGAAACCCAAAAAGAGAAAUGAAACUCUCAUCUUCAGUCACAAUGCUGUGGUAGCCAUGAGAGACGGGAAACUGUGCUUGAUGUGGAGGGUUGGCAAUCUGCGCAAAAGCCACCUGGUGGAGGCACAUGUGAGAGCUCAGCUCCUCAAAUCCCGAAUCACCACCGAAGGAGAAUACAUCCCUCUGGAUCAAAUAGACAUUAAUGUUGGGUUUGACAGCGGGAUAGAUCGUAUAUUUUUGGUCUCGCCCAUUACAAUUGUCCACGAAAUAGAUGAAGAGAGCCCUUUAUAUGACUUAAGCAAGCAAGAUAUGGACAAUGCAGACUUUGAAAUUGUAGUCAUAUUGGAAGGCAUGGUGGAAGCCACAGCUAUGACCACUCAGUGCCGUAGCUCAUAUCUAGCAAAUGAAAUCCUGUGGGGCCAUCGCUAUGAGCCGGUCCUGUUUGAAGAAAAGCACUACUACAAAGUGGAUUAUUCCAGGUUCCACAAAACAUACGAAGUGCCGAACACGCCCCUUUGCAGUGCCAGAGACUUAGCUGAGAAAAAAUAUAUCCUCUCGAAUGCAAACUCAUUUUGCUAUGAGAAUGAAGUUGCCCUUACGGGCAAAGAGGAAGAAGACAGUGACAAUGGGGUGCCUGAGAGCACAAGUACAGACACUCAUCCAGAGAUGGACCAUCUUAGCCAAGCAGGGGUGCCCCUAGAACCAAGACCUUUAAGGCGAGAGUCUGAAAUAUGACUAGGGGUGGGGGAGAAUACUUUCUGCAAUGUUUAAAAUGUAUCUCACCAUAACGGGCAUGCUGCAUUGAGAAGUGGCUGCAAACAGGUUUUCAGCUGAUGGUACUGUUGGACACAGAUGGGGCAAGCAGCCCCUAAGGAGUCAAAACCUGAGCUGGUUUUCAAGUGCUGUCUUCAGAGUAGGUACAGCAAGGCGUGAACUUGGAACCUGAAGCACUAUGUCUAUUAAUUGCUAAAAGGCACAUAAUGUUGUAGAAUAAAUUAUGUAUAUAUUUUUUUACAAAACUUGAACUUGCAGGCAAGCUUUGGUUGAGCUCUAUUGUUUGUUAUCCAUUGUUUUCCUCCCCAAAUGCUUCUCCCUUGGGAACAAGAACAUUUUUAAUGGCAUAACCAAGGCAAGAGUUUGCCUUGUGGUGUUUUUUUUCCCCUUUUAAAAAUUGCUGCUAACUACUUGAACACAAACUGUAAUUAUUUUUGUCGCAGUUUAAUACUUGUUUCCUUUUAUAUAUAUAUGUAUCCUUUGAAACACAGAAAAAAGAGGGGACCUCCCCAGUCUUGAAUUUGUUUAUUUUAAAGCUCUGUCCAUCAAUCAAGGGACUGGCGAACUGGGAAAUCUAUUUGUUGAGGCCAGUAGCUCAGUACCUAGAAUCAAUUUCUCUCACUGACUAUCCAGUUACAGGAAAAUUCUUAUGUAACACAAGGUCAUGUAGUAGCCUAUAGCAAGCUAUUUUUUUAAAAUAGUGCUUGGAAAUGGCAUGAGAUUCAUUUCACCCAAUAUAUGUUUUGAUUUCCAAACUACCAAAGUGAAUACCAAAGAAAAAAGAUGCACACUCUUGCACAGUGGACUUUUUAUUUAAAUACAACAGGCUGCUUUCAGACUAUUUUUCCUCCCCUUCAGGUCGUUCACAUGUGUAUUUUUUUUUACUGCACCUUAUUCCAACACUCAAGUUUAGAGUACAAUUGACAGUCUUUUUUUUUUUUGCUUCAUUGCCCUGGUCUAGGGCAAUUCCACCAAGAGUUGUUUAAUUGCGACAGGUAACAAAUCUAGAUAUAGGUAGUAGAUAAAUAGGCUUCCGGGUUUUUUUAAAGGAAAAAAAAAGUUGAGUCAAGGGAAGCAAACACCUGUCCUUUCCUGUUUGUUAAACACCAGAAAAUGGGCAUAAAAUUGAAGGUUAAGCCAUGUAUACAUUCCAAAGUAAGGUCUAGGAUCACCUAUAAUAGAAGCAGACUGGCAUUUAGGGGAAAUGAACCAUUACAUGUAACCAAGGGUAGGGUUAUGCUCUGUCUAAGUUACAUUUGUUAGAAAUUGGCAAAGUGUUUGUUCAGCCAUGUAGGUUAUCUUAAGUACUGGGAGCACAGUUGCCGCAGAGUCUCAGGAGAGAAGGAACUGACAUGGGGUAAUCUGAUGUAAGGUUCGCCAUGCAGUGGCUUUGUGUGUUUUUUGGCAUAACUUCCCUUUACCAGAAUAGGAGAACAGAAAAUGACACUGCCGUUAUGUUCUGCACAAGGGAACAUUCGUUUGAAGUGAACAAUACUGUAAAAGAUUUCCCCUUGUUUGUGGGUUUAAUGAGUGAUACAUCUUAGGGUGAUCAGUGGGUGUAGUAGCUCUACCAAAGCCUUUGAACCAUGACUUUCAUGGUAUUUUUGGGUCACUGGCCAAGAAUGCUGUAACACUUAUCUGUGCCUCUAAGAUCAAGUGUACCCAUUUAGCUGCCCCCUUAGUGUCCUCUCCAAAGGCCGAGAAGGAGGAUGUCACGAAGGAAUCACGCUCCAGAUUCUUUUACAGUAUUGAAUCUCACUGUAUGCCAUUAAAAAUAGCUUGUUCUGGGUCUAGUACUGUUGACUAAAACAGAGCUCCAACGAGAUUUGGGUGUCCCGAUUUCUCUGUCUAGAGACGUAGCAUUUUCCCAGAGAGGAUGGAAUUUAAGCAGAGUUAGAUGGAUUUGAAACUCGAGAAAUUUUUAGCUGUAGACAGUUUUUUUUUUGUUUUUUUUCUCUUCCUCUUUAUCCAAAUAUUGUUUCUAUACCAUAGACUGAGGCUAAACUCUAAAGAAAACAACCACGCUCUAUGGAGAGUUAAAUCCGCAUGGCAACCUGACUGGAGCCCAAUCAGGAAAAUAAAUGAAAAGCAAUUGAAGGUGAUUUCUGCUGCUAUCGUGAUAUAUAUUUUUGCAAAGGAAAAUAAAAGUGCAAACCAAAGAGUAUUUAGUAAUAUGUUAAACAAAGCAAGGCAGAAGCUACUCCAAAAGUGCACAAAGUUCCCACUUGCAGAACUUGAGGCAUUAAGUGAAAAGGUGGGUUGACAAAGUGUUGAAUAUAUAUUCAUUUUUAAAACACACUCAGAAAGGGAUUUUUCUAAAAACCGUAAAUGUUCAUUUUUUUGGCACAGAGUUGAGAUUUCCAAGAUGCAGGGUUUUAUGUUUUCAAAUUUUUAAAAACAAAUAAUGUACAUUUUUAUAAAGUUUAUCAAGUAUUUUCAUAUUUAAAGCCAAAUGUAAAUAGAAGUCCAUUUUAAGAAAAGGAAAAAGAAAAAAAUGACAGGAGAUAAGGUCAAGUUGGCAUCAUUUAGAACCUACGAUGCUGCUGGUUAGCAUGGUUUUUAGCAAAUAUUUGCAAGCCUUAUGGGAUUUCUAAUGCAAUGAGUUUUUUUGUUAUUUAUUUAGGCAUGGAUGUUUAACUUUAUUGUGUUUUUUCCCCCCUUGCUAUUGGCAUUUUUUUUCAUGUCAGAUUGCUGGAGAUUUGAUGAGAGUGAAUAAUCACUUGCACUCUUUGUUGGAUUAUAAUUUUUUCUUCAACAACUCUUUGUCUUUCCUUGUAUAUGUAUCUGUUUUUGUGUGUGUGGGAGGGGAAUUGCUACAGAGAAAGUUCUUACAUCAUGGUACCUAAUGGCCCUAACAUGUCUCUAUAAUUAUUUUUAAAAUAAAACAAACAAAAGCAUGCCCGAGGAGAUGUAAUCUGGGUCCCAUGAUCCUUCUAAAGAUAUACAAACGAGUUAUUUUCAUAAUAAGGGCAAUUAUGCCUAAUCAUAAAAGGCAUUUGUUCAAAGAGUUGAGAUAAUAUAGAUCUGUGAUGCAAUCAUUGACCACUUACACUGAUGGGAAAUUUCCUACUGAUUUUGCUGGAAUGUGAAUUGCUCACUCAAGUCACCAAGCUGCAAACAUGAGGUCAGGGACAAACAGUAAUUUUCCUAUUCCCUGAAAAAAGAAAGCCAAAAAUACUUGAAUGGGGGCCCUUCAUAUACGGAUCUGUUUUACACAAGGCAUGCUCAAGAGAGAGAGAGAGAGAAACUAUGAAUUGCUACUGCUACCGUACUCAUCUGUAGUCCGGUGUGCAAAAUUAAAUGUUUUUUAAAAAUCACUAAGCCCACUAUUUUGGUUGGGGGCUAAGACAUAGUUAAAACCACAGUUACUCUUCCAUCUCUUGUGCAUGCUUUUGGCCAAGACAAAGGGUUCUGAAGUGGUUAUUUUUGUCCUCUUAUGUCCAUUUUGUAUGUGUGUGUUGGGGCGGGUGGUUAACAAGGUAAAACUGAGAAGUACUGUAAUGUCUUUUGGAAAAAAAAUGUUGGCUGCUGUUAACUGUUUUCAAGUAGCACAGGGCUGCGUAGUUGCCAUCCCACGGGCAACCUGAGAGAACUCCUUUUUCUUUCUUCUCAUAAAAGGAUUUCUGUCCAGCAGCUGUUUGUAAGGUGAACAAAACUAUAGGCAUUUGACAAUCCUUCUCCCUUACGAUUUCCUUACUUGCAGCCUUUUGUAUCAAAGUC